Molecule: messenger RNA, 912 nt
Organism: Dromiciops gliroides (monito del monte)
Lineage: Eukaryota; Metazoa; Chordata; Mammalia; Microbiotheria; Microbiotheriidae
Product: OX-2 membrane glycoprotein-like
Exons: 5
Coding region: 1-912 (303 amino acids)
Molecular function (GO): cell-cell adhesion mediator activity
Source: RefSeq, a predicted model, not a curated record
AUGAUGCUGCUGGUAGUGUGUGUGGCCCUUUGUUUCUCUGGGAGCCUGAUUGCUGGCAUGCCAAGUGUGAUUCACAAGACCGAAGUGACCAGCACUGUGGGGGACAAUGUGACCUUGUCCUGCCAGCUAUCUGCAGAGAAGGAGGUCCUUCAAGUCACAUGGCAAAAAGAAGGUCAAAGAACAGAUAAUAUAGCCACAAACAGCCCCAACUAUGGCCCCAAAUUACUCGGGCCCUACCAUGAGCAUGUCCGAGUGACCCAAAGUGACCUGAACUCCUCAGCCAUCACCCUCGAGUUUGUCACCUUAAAAGAUGAAGGAUGUUACAGAUGCAUUUUCAACAUCUUCCCCAUAGGGCCUGUCCAGGGCAGGAUGUGUUUGAGUGUUUAUGCCAUAUCAAAACCGGAAGUGGACACUCAGCUCCUGACCAGUGAAGAGGGAGAAGUACUGGUAGUGAGCUGCCGAGUUACAGGAAAACCAGCCCCCAAGAUCACCUGGGACAUGCCAGAUGGCUCAGUGGGGACACCACAGCUAUCAUAUGUUUGGCACCCCAAUAAGACUGUAACUGUCAUAAGCAACUUCACCUACAGCCAUACCCAGCUCUCCCAGGAAUGGCUACCAAUGUGUGUGAUUCACCACCCACUCCUUAACACAGUGGUUGAACUGGAGUAUCCAUUCCACAGACCUUCUGAUACAAAGAAGACCUUCUUAAUCUGCUUCUCUUCUGUGAUCAUCACUUUCCUUUUCCUGGGACUCUAUCUUUGUUGUUUACGGAAACAAAAACCAGGCACCCACCAAGGAGGUGAAGCUUUGAUCUUGGCCUUCACUUGGUUGAUUCCAAAGAUCCGCUGUGGAAGGUUUUCAAGCAAAGUUUCUGCCACUAUCACUGAGCAACAAAGGACUGAAGAUGUGUAA